Penicillium bovifimosum is the source of this 477-nucleotide messenger RNA. RefSeq lists its product as uncharacterized. The coding region runs from base 1 to 477 and encodes 158 amino acids. NCBI's taxonomy places the organism in Eukaryota, Fungi, Ascomycota, Eurotiomycetes, Eurotiales, Aspergillaceae. The record is from RefSeq and is a predicted model, not a curated record. The transcript has a single exon.
AUGUCCCAGAGCAACCCCCUCCGAGUCCUAGUCAUCGUCUCACACAGAAGUUCACAAAUGACGAAAGCGCAAAACAACCCAGAAGCUCUCAUGCCCAAAGCCAUCCGCCUCCUGAAAACAAGACAACUUUAUACCCCACAAGAGUCACACCCAACUACAAGGCUGGUGGCAGCACAGAAGUGGCGGACGAGAGUGUUCUUUGUCUUCGAUAUCUGCCACACAACAUACGAUGCCAGGCUCGGCCAUCUGCCUGAACAGAACAAGCUCCCCGUUGCCGUUGUCCAUCUCAGCAAGAAGAAUACGGCCUAUGCGGCGAACGCCUGGGUGUCCAACAGAGUGAACCGAGAUAUUGCUCUGUUCCACAAUGCCAAUGGGUUUGGCGCGGUGCCGCCUUUCGUCGAGGACCAUACUGUUGGAAAGCCUCCUGAGUAUGUAAACCCGAGGGAUAUUUCGCUCUUGCGGGCCUAUUGCGUUUGA